AUGCAGAGCCGAUGCAACUCGACGAAUGAGUACAGUGGGAAGAAAGUCGGAUGGGUUGACCCGUACCAAGACCCGGGUCAAGGAGCAGGGGAGGAGCAAUGCGAUGUCUUCUCUGGGAAAUGGGUCUUUGAUAGUUCAUCAUACCCAUUGCACAAGGAAUCCGAGUGUCCCUACAUGUCUGACCAGCUGGCUUGCCAGAAGCAUGGGAGGCCGGAUCUGGAGUACCAGCAUUGGAGAUGGCAGCCUCACGCCUGCAACUUGAAGAGGUGGAAUGUGACUGAAAUGUGGGAGAAGCUGAGGGGAAAGAGACUGAUGUUCGUUGGAGACUCAUUAAACAGAGGCCAGUGGAUAUCAAUGUCUGUAAUCCCCCGUGAGAAGCAAUCCAUGUCUCCUAACGCUCCCCUCACCAUUUUCAGGGCAGAGGAUUACAAUGCGACGGUGGAAUUUCUGUGGGCUCCCUUGCUCGUGGAAUCGAAUUCUGAUGACCCGGUUAAUCACAGGUUGGAAGAUCGGAUUAUCCGGCCAGAUUCAGUUCUGAAACAUGCAUCCAAGUGGCAACAUGCUGAUAUCCUAAUCUUCAACACAUACUUAUGGUGGAGGCAAGACCCUGUCAAGAUCCGAUGGAGCAGCGAGGAGAAAGGGUCAUGCGAGGAGGUGAAGGGCGCCGUGGGAAUGGAAAUGGCUAUGAACGCUUGGGCUGACUGGAUUUCUAACAAUGUCGAUCCAGACACAAAGCGGGUUUUCUUCGUGACAAUGAGCCGAGAAUGGAGCCCGGGAAGCGAGGGAAACUGCUACGGGGAGAAAAAACCGAUAGAGGAAGAGAGUUAUUGGGGAAGUGGGUCGGACAUUCCGACAAUGAGAAUGGUUGAGAGAGUUUUGAAGAGAUUGGGACCAAAGGUUUCAGUUGUCAACAUCACUCAGUUGUCCGAGUAUCGUAAAGACGGCCAUCCCUCCGUGUACCGCAAAUUCUGGGAGCCUCUUAACCAAGACCGGUUGAAUAACCCGUCGUCGUAUUCGGAUUGUACUCACUGGUGUGUACCGGGUGUUCCUGAUGUCUGGAAUCAAUUGCUUUUCCAUUACUUGUGA
Molecule: messenger RNA, 1086 nt
Organism: Thlaspi arvense
Lineage: Eukaryota; Viridiplantae; Streptophyta; Magnoliopsida; Brassicales; Brassicaceae
Source: the annotation of a GenBank genome assembly